AUCACCCUGAAGAAUGUCAGUGACUUAGGUUUUGUGGAGGUGCUGGUGAUAUGACAAGCGCCCCCUUUAAUCAUGGCUAUUCUGAGUGUUCGUCGAAGAAAACAGUUGACGUAUUUUGUCAUUGGAAUGGUGUUUCUGUUAGGCGGAAUCGAAUAUGCUGUUAUUUUACCUACCAUGUGGCUUUACAUAGAAAGUCGGUUCCAUGCACAAGAAUACUUCCUGGGCCUUAUGCUGGCAGCUUUCUGUUUUUCUGGACUGUUCUCAGGACCCUUGAUGGGCAGGUGGUCUGAUGUAACCAGGAGGACAAAGAUAAUUCUGUUGUUUGCAAACUGUUGGGAGAUUGGGGGCAACAUAAUGUACUUUCUGGGCAUCUCCAAGUGGUUCCUCUUUGGUAGCCGAUUAGUAUCAGGUGUGGGAGCAGGAGCAGAAGCGACUCUGGUGGCAGAGCUGGCUCGUGUGACAAGCGCUCAGAAGAGGACGGGUGUGCUGUCCAUGUUCAUCGCUAUACGACAAUUUGGACUCCUCAUAGGGCCCGGGUUUAAUUUGUUCCUAAGAGAGCUUCAUUUUUAUAUAGGACCUUUUCUUGUGGACAAAUACACCUCUCCUGGGGCUUUUAUGGCAUUGCUGUGGACCCUCUUACAACUGCUGAUAUUAUGUGGCUACUCAGAGCUCUCGGCUCUAGCUGCUGCAGAGAACGACACCCUGUCUUCCUCCAGUGUCAUCGUAAACGUCUCGACCAAUCAGUCGCCUGGACAAUCCACGCAGGUGAUUGACAGAUUAAAGCCUCCCCAGUCCUCUGCCAAUCAGAAUGGGACAGUGUCAGGAGUUUGCCGUAGCGCCCCAACCCAGGACCACACAGGCCUUCAUAAGCCGCUGGACGGCUCACACUCUACUUCCUCAUGUCCACAAAACAUAGCUUUUAAACCUGCCUGGCUGGAGUAUGAGGACUGGCAGAAUAGCUCUGAACUGAUAGAGUCUGCGGAGAGAUACAUGUACGUCUCUUCAGAAAAUGACUCCAGGCCAUUCAGUGUUGAGAAUGCACGCCCUCAUUCGUGUCAAGAGGAGAGGACAUCAGAAAUUGCCCGAUCCUACGGGUCUGUGAACUCGUGUGAGCGACAGACUGAAGGUGGAAAUGCUGAGGACACGCCCAUCAUCAGGAGCGGGACACGAGAGGAGGCCAAGUCACAUGGGAGAGUCAGUUACCCCUGGAGAUACUAUUACAAUGAGUACAUGAGAGAGCCAGUUGUUGUGCUGUUGGGCAUACAGUUUAUCAGCUUCUUCAACCAGGUGGCCCUGGAGACUAUGAUAACCCCUUUGACCAAGACAUAUUUGAACUGGGGAGAGUUAGAGAACAGUAUUAUGUAUUGUGGAGCCGGGGCACAGAUCAUAGCAGUAUUUUUUCUGGUGCGCUGGUUAAGCAGUAGGUUACAGGAUAGAACCAUGAUUCUCAUUGGAUGUACAGUCCUGACCAUAGCCAAUGCCUGGCUGAUUUGGGUUAUACCUAAUGCUGUGCCAGGUGAAAUGAAGCAGAAUUUGCCCAAGUUUAUUGUUGGUUUGAUACUGGACAUAUUUUCACUUCCUUUCCUCAUUGUGUGUAGUGUGUCGCUGUAUUCCAAAGUAACUCACAAAGAAACACAAGGUUUUAGUCAAGGAUUGCGUCGGAGUGUGUCAGGGGUAGCUACCAUCAUGGGCCCACUCUGGGCAGGCUCUGCCCUACCCUGGCCGUACAUCAUGCUGGGGGUGAUGCUGGGGCUCAUCACUGUUGCUCUGAUCAUGCUGCUGUUAUCCUUUAGAAGUCUCAAUUUGUCAGAGGAUUUUCGAGAAGAAACCCCGAGAGAAAGCCUUCCGCAUAAUGAGAGAACACCCUUGUUGGCGUGACAUCACAUGAACUGUACCACCCACAGUAUGGUCAUGUGGUCAACUCUUUUCAAACAAAUUCACAUCUUUGCAUUUUUAUUUACCUAAAUUUGUUUGAACCUUUGAGUGGCUCAAGUCCUUUAAAAGGGUGUUCUGAAAUAUUUAACCUUUACUACAAACAUUCCAGACCUUAUUGUUUGAAGAACAAGUAUUUUCAGGUUAAUGCAUGCCUCUGACCAGAAAUGGUUCUUCACUACUCCAAUGCGGCAAAGGCUGUUCAUUUUAUUUUAAGACUCCCUUCAUUGUUCUCUUAGUCAUGUUUAUAUGAGCCACAUUCAAUACUCAGUAAUUUGCCAGUAAAAGGCCUUUAAGAACAUGUCUGUCCAUGUUAUAAUAAGUACAGUUAUGUGGACCUAUAGUUAAGUACAAGUAUAUACCUAUACAGUUAAGUAUAGGUAAAUGCAUGUAUGUUCAUGUAGUUAAGUAUAGUUAAGUACAUGUAUGUUCAUGUACAUGUAUAGGUAAGUACAUGUACUUGUAUGUUGAUGUAUAUAGUUAAGUACAUUUGUGUUCAUGUCCAAUUGCCAUUGUUUGUGAUAAACAUCUUAUGCCUGUGAUGUGAACAUGAUAUUGUUAAACAGUAGACCUGUUACACAACUCAGAAAACAACUUCCUUUGUCCACUAAUAAGAUUUAGAAGAUGAGUGGGAGGGGGGGCAUACCCUAAAUGAACUAAAAUCUCGCCCAUGACUAAUUUGCUUAUUUUGCCAGAUUCCGGGAGAGGGGUGUGGAAGGAAGGGGUGAUAUCCCACUGGGAAAAUGUAAAUUUUAACACCAGAAGUAAUAUCUCGUGACAUUUAUUUGCCUUCAAAAAGGCUCUUUUUGAGGUCAAAUUUUUAGGUCAUUAAGGUAUAUGUUGCUCCUUUUAAUACUCAGAUAUCUCCUUAUUUUCCUGAUGUUAAGUAGCUAUGAUUAAUAGAGUUUCCUAAUGUUUUUUGUUUUGAGGGGAGGGGGGGGGGAGGGUUAAAUGCAUGUAAAGGUAGAGUACAUGUGCGAACACAUGCAGUUUACAUGUGGGUUAUUUCCUCAAACAGGUGGUUGAAGUCACUGCUAGCAGAGCCCUCUAUCUGAACUUCAUCCCUCUUGCCAGGGUAGUUAUGAAAUGAAGAAUCUGGGCAAGGUCAUGCAGCCCAACAUGGGCACUGCCAUGUGGCACACUAAAAUCUCUUAUUGGUAAUUUUGAGACAAAUAUUACAUGUAUUAAUCAUUGGUUUAAUAUUUUCUGUUAUUAUAAUAAAAAUAAUCACGGUACUUUGUAUGUUUCAUGGUUAUACCAUAUUAUACUCUUUUUUAUAUUGAGUACUGGUACUUCUUUUUGUUACUACUUUGCACAUGAGCAUUAUUCCAUUUCUUUUGUAUUUUUUGUACAAUUGAUCACAUGUAUGAUUUUAUAAACUUAUAAUAGAUCUGAUCAAGUGGCCAGCACAAGAAAUCUCUAGCUUCAUUUAUUUUUAUACACACAUUCUGGUCAAUCUAAUCAUGGCAUCCAGCCUCAAUUCGUCUGGGAAUUUUCUAUAUUCCACCCCACCUUAAAGGGAUACAGAAUAGAGAUGGGCAAGUCCAGGCUACGCCUUAGCAGAGCUAAACUUUAGAUAUGGUAUAUCUAUUCAAGUGUGACCAAGGCUGCAAGAUUUAACCCAGGAAACCCUGUCUUCGCUGUUAACCAAUCGGCGUGGAUUCUGUAUCCCUACUUUACUUGGGGUCUUGAAUAAAUGAAUGAAUAAAUAAAAGAAUUGAUUUGAAGAAAGUAACUGUCAAAUUGUACGGUUUGCUCUUCCCAGAUGCCUUGGGAUAUGUGAAUAGCAAGCAAAAGUAUACACAAGUAUAUUUGUAAAACAUGAAGAGUGUCAAAUGAUACAUUGUUACAACCAUCAGCUGUAAUCGUCAAAUCAAGCAU
Molecule: messenger RNA, 3813 nt
Organism: Liolophura sinensis
Lineage: Eukaryota; Metazoa; Mollusca; Polyplacophora; Chitonida; Chitonidae
Exons: 12
Coding region: 73-1878 (601 amino acids)
Biological process (GO): transmembrane transport
Molecular function (GO): transmembrane transporter activity
Source: RefSeq, a predicted model, not a curated record